This is a messenger RNA of Neltuma alba, 1275 nucleotides long. RefSeq names its product homeobox-leucine zipper protein HOX20. Gene Ontology annotation, cellular component: nucleus. Gene Ontology annotation, biological process: positive regulation of DNA-templated transcription. Gene Ontology annotation, molecular function: DNA-binding transcription factor activity, RNA polymerase II-specific; sequence-specific DNA binding. The transcript has 3 exons. The record is from RefSeq and is a predicted model, not a curated record. The coding region runs from base 129 to 1136 and encodes 335 amino acids. NCBI's taxonomy places the organism in Eukaryota, Viridiplantae, Streptophyta, Magnoliopsida, Fabales, Fabaceae.
UUUAGAUCCAAAAGCACAUAAUUAGUCUCCUUUUUGUCUUUCCUUAUCAAUUUCAUCAUCAUCGUCCUCAAUAUGAUCCUUUAACUUAAAAUCUCUAAACCACCUUUAGUUUUCUUCAAGGUCUAUCUAUGGCGGCGGGUGGAAAACUCUUCGGGGCAUCCAACAUGACAACACUCUUGCUCCAAAACGAAAGACUUCCUCCCUCUUCUGACGUUCUCGACUCUAUCUGGACUCACACCUCAAACCCCACUUUCCCAGGAUCAAAAUCCAUGGUGAAUUUUGAGAGGCUGAGUGGGUGCAGAGUGACAGACCGGCCAUUUCUACACGGAGUGGAGAAAGAAGAGACAGGGGAGGAAGAUUACGAAGUGUGCUUUCAUCAGGCUGGGAAGAAGAGAAGGCUCACGACCGAGCAAGUUCAGUUUCUGGAGAAGAACUUCGAGGUGGAGAACAAGCUAGAACCAGAGAGGAAGGUUCAGCUAGCGAAGGAACUAGGAUUGCAGCCAAGGCAAGUUGCUAUAUGGUUCCAGAACAGAAGGGCAAGGUUCAAGACCAAACAGCUUGAGCAAGACUAUGGCAAGUUGAAAGCUAGCUAUGAUAAGCUCAAGAGUGAUCAUGACAAUCUUGUCAAGGAGAACGACAAGUUAAAAGAAGAGGUGAAAUCCCUAAAAGACAGAUUAAAUGCGAGGGAGAAAGAGAAAGAAGAUUCUCACAAGUCAGAGGCCAAUGCGGAUCCUGGAGAUUCAGAAGCAGUGAAUUCAGCAGAAGAAGAGCCACGGGAAGAUGGAACCAAAGACGAAGGAGUAGCUGCCAAGGGAAUAACGGUGUGGAAGCAGCAGGAAGACGCGAAUUCAUCGGCGAAAAGCGACGUGUUGGAUUCGGAGGACACGGAGGCGAACCACCAUUCGUGGAUGCAGCAGGAGCCGGCGGAUUCGUCGCCGGCGGCGGAAGCUGAAGCUGCGGAACACUCGGAUUUCUCGCAGGACGAAGAAGACGAUAAACUGAUGAGGAGCAACCUGCUGAAUCUGGCUUGCUUCCCGAAGGUAGAAGAAGAUGGAUGCUACGACGAUCCUCCCGAAGGUUGUAACAAUUUUGGAUUCCCUGUUGAAGAUCAGGCCUUCUGUUUUUGGCCCUACUGAGUCGCAGACUCGCUCACUCGGUCACAAAUUUCUCCCGACACACAGUUAUCACACCUCAUGUCUGUAACUAUUAUGUAUUAUGUAUAAGAAACAAAAUGAAAUGAAAUGAGAUAAAUAAAUGGUAUUACUCAUUACAUCA